Molecule: messenger RNA, 3509 nt
Organism: Kogia breviceps (pygmy sperm whale)
Lineage: Eukaryota; Metazoa; Chordata; Mammalia; Artiodactyla; Physeteridae
Source: RefSeq, a predicted model, not a curated record
CGGCCGGGCGGCCCAGGGGCUGCCGCGGGACCCGGGGCGCAGCCGAGCGGCCGCAGGGGUGGGGCGGGCCGGACGCUCCGCGGGGCCCGGACGCUGCGGGUUCGAGGCCGGGCCCCGCGCGGGGAGGCCGCGCCACCCCGGGGGAACUGCCCGGCGGCGAGUUUGCCCGGCAGCCGAAAUAAGGCGGGAGCCGGCGGGGGCCCUCGGAACCCCCUGGCAACCCGGGCCUGGAGUCCUCGGGGAGCGACUGCUUCCUGGGACGCCCUCCCGGACGUCCCCGCCGAAGGGUAACGGUUAAGGGCCCCCGGCAGAAGGCGCCUCCGGGUGACUCCCGGCGGGGCCCUGCGAGCCGCGGGAUCCGACCCCGCGGCCGCGAGCGGGGAGGAAGGGGCUUGGCGGAGACGCGGGGCCGGAGACCGAAGGAGCGGGAGCGCGGCGGAGCGGAGCCGGGCCUCCCGGGCGCGGGGCAGGGAAGCGCCUCGGCUGGAGACGGACUCUGGGACCCUCGAGUGCGGGGGCCUCGGCAACCUGCCCCGCGGGGAGCGCGGCCGCGGAGUGGCCUACGGGGGACCCUCCCCCAGAGGGGCCGGCCCGGGGCGGGGAGAUGAACGGCUUUAGCACCGAGGAGGACAGCCGGGAAGGGCCCCCCGCCGCCCCCGCCGCCGCCCCGGGCUACGGCCAGAGCUGCUGCCUCAUCGAGGACGGCGAGCGCUGCGUCCGGCCCGCGGGCAACGCCUCCUUCAGCAAGAGGGUCCAGAAGAGCAUCUCGCAGAAGAAACUCAAGCUGGACAUCGACAAGAGCGUAAGGCACCUGUAUAUUUGCGAUUUCCACAAAAAUUUCAUCCAGAGUGUACGAAAUAAAAGGAAGAGGAAGACAAGUGACGAUGGUGGAGAUUCUCCUGAGCAUGACACUGACAUUCCUGAGGUUGAUCUGUUCCAGCUGCAGGUGAACACUCUCCGACGUUAUAAACGGCACUACAAAUUGCAGACCAGACCAGGCUUCAAUAAGGCCCAGUUAGCAGAAACUGUCAGCCGACACUUCAGGAACAUACCCGUGAAUGAAAAGGAGACGCUCGCUUACUUCAUCUACAUGGUGAAGAGUAACAAGAGUAGACUGGACCAGAAAUCAGAGGGCGGCAAGCAGCUUGAGUGAUGAUGAAGUACAUCUUCAAGAAAUGAAGUAUAAUGCUUAAUGCACAGGUGAUAUCUGCUACAUUUAAGCCCGUAAAGACUGUUAAAUUUUAUUGUAAAUAAAAAAGUUUGAAUGAUGAAUACUGUAAAUCUUUUCGGUCAGGAGGAUUAUAUUCUCAUGAUUCAGCAUGUUUAUACACAGACUUUCUUUUAAGGCAACUACUGGACUAAAAAAAAAAACAAGAUCGGAAAAAGAAUGAAAGAAAAACAAUGUAUUGCCACAUUCAGCAAAGCAUUAAGUCAGUUCCACUGGAAAUGUGGGAUGACAAAUAUUUUGAUAGUCACCUUGUAAUUCCACGCUGCCACAUGUGAGGUGUAGCCCUGGACCAGCAGCGAGGUACGGCUCGGCGGGGAGGUACAUGAGCAGACCUGUCUGCUGGGGACAUAGGUGCCCCUCUUUGUUGCACGCUUUGUCGCUUAUCAGCAAAUCCGUUUGACACUGGUCCCUCGCCAGCCCUGUGCUUUGCACACAGUAGGCACUCAGUCGGGAUUUGCUGGUUAAUCCAGCUAUCACUAACAGUGCCAGCCUUGUGCUUCCCACCUCUAGGUAUUGAGACCUGUGCCGUUUCUGUUGCUCGCCACUUAAUUUCCAGAGUGUGAGGAAAUCCUGAUGCACCAACAGGAUAUUUCAGGUUAGACGAGAACUUCAGGGCAGUCUCAUGUGCCAAGCUGUAUCUGUGGAGGUUCCAGAAACACUGAGGCAGAGCCCCUCCCGGGAGCCACGGCUCUUUGUUCACCCCUCCAUGCCUCAUGCUUCAGGGUCGUUAUGUAUUGUGACUUCAGCCAUUCUCCUGUGCCAGAAAUGCUUUGACAAAUGAAGAUAUUUAGUGGUUUGGGGCUCAUGUUCUCAGAAGUACUAAUCCUUAAUUCACAACCACAAGAAAGCUGCCAAGGACCAUGCGGUUCCUGCUCCGAAGUCCAGCUCUGGGAUAGAAAGUCUGACCAGCUUUGACCUCCUUGGGGGUCAGCAACAAAUCAUGGGUUUGAACAACACAGGUGGGUCACUCAGGUGACCCUGACUUGAACAGACACAGCUCUAUGGCCCUGCCGUUUGCAGCCCCCAUCCCUGUUAGCGAGAGAGGCAGUUGAACUGAAGGACAGGUGAGCUCAAGAUCAUGCCCUGGGAAGCAUGGUGCUUUAGGGAUGCCUUUGUAUUCCUUUCACUUUCUUACAGACUGUUUUCAAGUUUAUGGUUAGGAAGGGUAAAGUUGAUCCCAUUUUUUGAGGUGGAAUCCAGCCAGAGGCAAGGUGGGACCUUUUCUUAGAGUAGGAAUGUCUACAAUCAGUCAUUUCAUCUAGCUUGCAUCUUCAAACGCAAACCCUUCAGUGGCUUUCACUUAAUGAACACAUCUUUGCCAAUGACAGAGGCUUGUACAGGAUCCCUGUUUUCACAUGUCUAUUAUCUGUUAUUCCCGUCAAGAGUGUUUUGGGUGUGCGGGUUGGUUUGGGGGUUUUUUUCCAUUUUGUAACUGCCUUAUCGAAGCAAGUGCCCUUCCAUUCCAGGCUUCCUCAUAUUGUACAUGUUUCCUGCCAAACUGGGGAGAUCAUUUGUAUUUUAAUUUUGUAAUCUAUGGCUCUGUACUGUUGAAAGGCUCUCAAUUCUGUGGGGUCUCCUUAGUAUGUAUGUGACUUUUCAUGUUGCAGUAUCACACAGAUGGGAUGGCCCGACUUUCGCUCUUAAUAAACGAUCUGAAUGAGAAACAAGAGACACACUCUGUUGUACCCUUUGAAUGUCCACAUGGAGCUCAGAUGCUUUCACUUGCACAUUCGGCCCCUGGCUGUGUAGGACAGUGACUAGGGACAGCGAUCUUUCAUCCACUCGCCCUUCCGCUCCCAGUACGCACCAUAAAAACGCUCAGAGAGGUUAAGAAACCUGCCCAGUGCCACACAGCCCAUCUAACAAGCUCAUCUGUCUGUCAAGCAUUGCAUGGAGUGAGACCUCAGCCAAGAUCAUUGGAAUGAUUUGCGGUUUGCAUCCAGUCCUUGAUUCCAGAAGUCAUACUUUGCACCUACUCCCAUUUACACUUUUAGAACCCAGUUUUAGGAAAAAGGUACAUCCUCAUCCACAUACUCCAACCAGAGGCAGAAAGUUCUCUGCCGAUGUGGAGAAUAGACACAGGGAAGAAGACAAAGGGGUGCCACCGGUGGCCAUGCUGUGUGGUACCCCAGUUCCUUGGCCAUCCUCUUCCCCAUCACAGAAACAUCUAGAAUGACUUUAGUCUGCAUCUCCUGGGACACAUCAAAGUGAUUCAUCUCACUGGCAGCAAGCAUGGACCUCAGCCCUCAGAACUAGUGCUCUGUUACCUCAAAAGAGAAAC